This is a messenger RNA of Pyrus x bretschneideri (Chinese white pear), 1146 nucleotides long. Its product is annotated as pentatricopeptide repeat-containing protein At1g09900-like. Gene Ontology annotation, molecular function: protein binding. Bases 1 to 1146 code for a protein of 381 amino acids. The record is from RefSeq and is a predicted model, not a curated record. The transcript has a single exon. Lineage: Eukaryota; Viridiplantae; Streptophyta; Magnoliopsida; Rosales; Rosaceae.
AUGAAGUGCAUGAGUGAAAUGAAGAAGCAGGGUUGUGAGCCUGAUAUGUUUACUUACAAUGCUCUGAUUCAUGGGUUUUUUAACAAGGGUGAUACUAAGAGUGCCCAGAAGGUGUUUGAUGAAAUGACUUGCAAGCGUGAUAUAAUCACUUACAAUACUGUGAUUCAUGGGUUUUGUAAUUUUGAUACUGCGAGGCAAGUUUCGGGUCGUAUCAGGGAAAAUAAGGAUUGUUUGCCUGAUACGGUAACAUAUACAACUUUGAUUGAUGGGUAUUAUAAGAAAGGCGAGUUGAUGGAGGCAAUGAAGUGCAUGAGUGAAAUGGAGAAGCAGGGUUGUGAGCCUAAUCAGAUUAGCUACAGUAUUUUGAUUCAUUGUUUGUGUAAGAAGGGUGAUAUUAAGAAUGCCCAGAAGAUGUUUAAUGAAAUGAUUUGUGAGCCAAAUGUGAUUACUUAUAAUACUAUGAUUCAUGGGUUUUUUAAGAUUGGUGAUUUUGAUAGUGCAAGGAGCGUUUUGGUUCGGAUGACAGAGAGUAGGGAUUGCUUGCCUGAUAGGAUAACUUGUACAAUAUUGAUUGAUGGGUAUUGUAAGAAAGGCAAGUUGGAGGAGGUGAUGAAGUGUAUGUAUGAAAUGGAGAAGCAUUGUUGUGAGCCAAAUGUGAUCACUUAUAGUACCAUGAUUCACGGGUUUUGUAGGAAGGGUGAUUUUGAUAGUGCACGGAGAGUUUUGGGUCGGAUGAGGGAGAGUAAGGAUUGCUUGCCUGAUUUGGUAACUUAUACAACUUUGAUUGAUGGGUAUUGCAAGAAAGGCGAGUUGGAGAAGGUGAUGAAGUGCAUGGGUGAAAUGGAGAAACUGGGCUGUGAGCCUAAUCUGUUCAGUUGCAAUGCUCUGAUUCAUGCUUUGUGUUUGAGUGGGCACAUUGGUGAGGCGAAGGAGAUGGUGACAAAGAUGAGAUUACAUGGUGUGGAGGACGAUAUAGUAACACACAUGACUAUCUUGAAAGGGCCUUACAUUGAGGGGAGGCCAGAUGCCGCUGCUAAACAUCUUAAAGAUAUAGUGAACCUUGGGAUGAAACCGGAAGUGGCAUAUGUGGUGAUUUUUAAUGAGUACUCUAAGUUGAGAAACCAGAUGGAGCGAUUUAGCUUUUGA